AUGUCCUCCCAGAUGGAUCAUCAAUUCGACAUCAUCUUUGCAGGAGGUGGGACUGCAGCUUGUGUAAUCGCCGGCCGUCUUGCUACUGCAGACCCUUCGCUCAGGAUCUUGAUCGUAGAGGCAGGCCCACACACAAAAGACCUCGAAAAGCAUACCCAGCCAACUCAUUUUCUUACCAAUGUGAAACCAGGAACCAACAGCGAGACGACCUCAUUUCACAUCGCAGAACCAUCCCUUUACCUCAAUGGACGUGCCAUUGGUGUGCAUUGCGGACGCUGUGUCGGUGGCGGUUCGAGUAUCAAUUUCAUGAUGUACACAAGGGCUUCGUUGUCGGACUACGACGAUUGGGAACGCCUGCAUGACAAUCCUGGCUGGGGUGCCAAGGAUCUUAUCCCUCUGAUGAGAAAAAGUGAAACUUAUCAAAUCAAACCUGGCGAACCCACUCACGGGUAUUCAGGCCCUUUGAAAAUUUCUUAUGGAGGGCUAUUCACGAAUGUCAGUAAGCAAUGUCUGGAAGCCGCCCUCAAAUACGACAAAGGACGCGUUGGUGUAGAGGAUAGCAAUGACUUGUCCACUUGCAACGCAUAUAGUAGAUGGGCUCAGUGGGUCGAUGAGGAAUCAGGAAAACGGUCAGACACGGCACAUCAUUACAUAUAUAAUCAAGGGCACAACAAGAACUUGCACAUUCUCGCCGGGAAGAUAGUGAAACGCGUGGUAAUAGAGAACGGCCGUGCAGUGGGAGUGGAGUACACCAACGAUCUGUUGAAUAAUCCCAAUAGCGAUCAGACGAUCCAUUUUGCGCAGGCUGCACGUCUGGUCGUUGUUUCUGGUGGUGCAUUUGGUUCUCCAACUAUCCUUGAGAGAUCGGGAGUGGGCGCUAAGGCAGUUUUGGAGAAACAUGACGUACAUCAGGUUGUCGAUCUCCCAGGAGUAGGCGAGAACUAUCUAGACCAUCCUGUCAAUUGGCCGGCCUAUUUUGCAGAGAGCAAUUCUGAAACUUUAGGCCAUGUUCACCGUGGUGACGAGAGUGCUAUCACUGAUCUGUGGAAGAGAACAGGUAAUGGGCUUGUCGCACACAAUUCUUUUGGCGGCUACGACGUAGCCAUAAAGCUCCGACCUAACACAGAAGAACUGAAGGAGCUGGGACCAGAGUUCGGGGCGAAAUGGAAAGCAGAUUUCGAGCACAAACUAGACAAACCGGCUGCCAUCAUUGUUCCGUGUUCUGGUUUCGUCGGAAAUCACGCAGGAGUUCCAGAGCGCGAGUACAUGGGAGCAUGCUAUUUCAUUUGUUACCCUUCGUCCGUCGGCCGGGUUCAUAUCACAUCCGGGAAAAACCCGCAUGCUCCCCCUGAAAUUCACCCUGGUUUUCUAGAAGAUCCUUACGACCUCGCAGUUUUACGCCUCGCAUACAAGAAAGGUCGUGAGAUCGCGCGUCGCAUCCCUCUCUAUCGGGGUGAAUACCAGCCCAAACACCCAGUAUUCCCAGAGGGAAGUGCAGCGGCGUGUAGAGAGGUCAAGGGGCCUGUUCCCAUUGACGCACCCGACAUUACGUACACCACCGAGGAUAAUGAGGCCAUUGAGACGUACCAUCGUCAGAUUAUGGGAAGUGGACACCAUUCGUCGGGAACAAAUGCGAUGAAGCCACGCGAAAGGGGUGGUGUAGUUGAUCCUCGAUUGAAUGUAUAUGGAGUGAAAGAUCUGAAAGUCGCAGACUUGUCUAUUGUCCCAUCCAAUGUCGCAUCGAAUACCUAUUCUACUGCAGUAGUCAUUGGAGAAAAGGCAGCUGUUCUGAUUGGUGAAGAUUUAGGAAUUGAGGGUGUCUGAGCACUGCAACGAGUACUGUAUGGAUAUGCAUGAGCAUGAAGGAAAUGUCCAAUUGUUGAAAGAUGAACAUACACAGUUUUCU
Messenger RNA from Serpula lacrymans var. lacrymans S7.9, 1906 nucleotides. RefSeq lists its product as uncharacterized. Lineage: Eukaryota; Fungi; Basidiomycota; Agaricomycetes; Boletales; Serpulaceae. Gene Ontology annotation, molecular function: oxidoreductase activity, acting on CH-OH group of donors; flavin adenine dinucleotide binding. The record is from RefSeq and is a predicted model, not a curated record. The coding region runs from base 1 to 1824 and encodes 607 amino acids. The transcript has 16 exons.